Molecule: messenger RNA, 2514 nt
Organism: Psammomys obesus (fat sand rat)
Lineage: Eukaryota; Metazoa; Chordata; Mammalia; Rodentia; Muridae
Gene: Taf6
Product: TATA-box binding protein associated factor 6
Exons: 15
Coding region: 345-2381 (678 amino acids)
Biological process (GO): RNA polymerase II preinitiation complex assembly; transcription initiation at RNA polymerase II promoter
Cellular component (GO): transcription factor TFIID complex; SLIK (SAGA-like) complex; SAGA complex
Molecular function (GO): RNA polymerase II general transcription initiation factor activity; transcription coactivator activity; protein heterodimerization activity
Source: RefSeq, a predicted model, not a curated record
AAGUAACUGGAAGAGAAUAAUGUUAUCUCUGCGCGCCCGCGUACAGUGUAAUUUUUGUCUGAUUUUGGACUGUGGCUCGGCGCGGUUGUCUCUGACGUGGAGAAGAGCACUGAAAAGCUCCUGGCUUCUGCCAGGACUACUCCUACCAGGGGGCGGGGCCAAGAUGGCGCCGAGCGCCGGGUGAGCGGCGCUGUGGCAGCGGUGAGAGGCGUUUGCUGCUCCCGGCGCCUGGCCGGCGGGGGACGCUCUGAGGUGUACCCGGGAGGAGAGCCUUUGGAGGGGCCCAUGCUCUCCAUCUCCACCCUGAGUGGCAUCCUUCCAGAGACAGGAGUUGACAUUCCAGCAUGGCCGAGGAGAAGAAGCUGAAACUCAGCAAUACCGUGUUGCCCUCUGAGUCCAUGAAGGUGGUGGCAGAAUCCAUGGGCAUUGCCCAGAUUCAGGAGGAGACUUGCCAGCUCCUGACCGAUGAGGUCAGCUACCGCAUCAAGGAGAUUGCCCAGGAUGCUUUGAAGUUCAUGCACAUGGGGAAACGACAGAAGCUCACUACCAGUGACAUUGACUAUGCAUUGAAGUUAAAGAAUGUGGAGCCACUGUAUGGCUUCCAUGCUCAGGAAUUCAUUCCCUUCCGUUUUGCCUCUGGUGGGGGCCGGGAGCUGUACUUCUAUGAGGAGAAGGAAGUGGACCUGAGUGACAUCAUCAACACCCCUUUGCCUCGGGUGCCCCUGGAUGUCUGCCUCAAAGCUCAUUGGCUGAGCAUUGAAGGCUGCCAGCCAGCUAUACCAGAGAAUCCACCCCCAGCUUCCAAAGAGCAGCAGAAGGCUGAGGCCACAGAACCCCUGAAGUCAGCAAAGCCAGGCCAAGAAGAAGAUGGACCCCUGAAAGGCAAAGGUCAGGGGGCAGCUGCAGCUGAUGGCAAAGGAAAAGAAAAGAAAGCCCCCCCUUUGCUGGAGGGGGCCCCUUGCCGCCUGAAGGCCCGCAGCAUCCAUGAGCUGUCUGUGGAACAGCAGCUGUACUACAAGGAGAUCACAGAAGCCUGUGUGGGAUCCUGCGAGGCCAAGAGAGCAGAAGCUCUGCAGAGCAUCGCCACAGACCCAGGGCUCUAUCAGAUGCUGCCGCGGUUCAGUACCUUCAUCUCGGAGGGGGUCCGAGUGAAUGUGGUUCAGAAUAACCUGGCCUUGCUCAUCUACCUGAUGCGCAUGGUGAAGGCCCUGAUGGACAACCCCACGCUGUACCUAGAGAAAUAUGUGCAUGAGCUGAUCCCAGCAGUGAUGACCUGCAUCGUGAGCAGGCAGCUGUGUCUGCGGCCAGAUGUGGACAAUCACUGGGCACUCCGGGACUUUGCUGCCCGUCUAGUGGCCCAGAUCUGUAAGCAUUUCAGCACAACCACUAACAACAUCCAGUCCCGAAUCACCAAGACCUUUACCAAGAGCUGGGUGGAUGAGAAGACCCCGUGGACAACUCGAUAUGGCUCCAUCGCAGGCCUGGCAGAGCUGGGACAUGACGUGAUUAAGACGCUAAUUCUGCCCAGGCUGCAACAGGAAGGGGAACGGAUCCGCAGUGUCUUGGAUGGACCCGUGCUGAGCAACAUUGACCGUAUUGGGGCAGACCACGUGCAGAGCCUUCUCCUGAAACACUGUGCCCCAGUACUGGCAAAGCUGCGCCCUCCACCUGACAAUCAGGAUGCCUACCGGGGAGAAUUUGGGUCCCUUGGGCCCCUUCUCUGCUCGCAUGUGGUGAAGGCCAGGGCCCAGGCUGCUCUACAGGCUCAGCAGGUCAACAGGACCACGCUCACCAUCACACAGCCUCGGCCCACACUGACCCUCUCACAGGCUCCUCAGCCAGGCCCUCGUACCCCUGGCUUAUUGAAGGUCCCUGGCUCCAUCGCCUUGCCUGUCCAGACACUGGUGUCUGCACGAGCUGCUGCCCCUCCUCAGCCUUCUCCUCCUCCAACCAAGUUUAUUGUGAUGUCCUCAUCUUCCAGUGCCUCAACAACCCAGCAGGUCCUGUCCCUUAGCACCUCAGCUCCUGGCUCAGGCUCUACCACUACCUCUCCUGUCACCACCACGGUUCCCAGCGUGCAACCCAUCGUAAAGCUGGUCUCCACUGCCACCACUGCACCCCCAAGCACAGCCCCUGCUGGUCCUGGCAGUGUUCAGAAAUACAUUGUGGUCUCCCUUCCCCCAACAGGGGAUGGCAAAAGCGGCCCCCCCUCUCAUCCUUCUCCAGUCCCUCCUCCAUCUUCUUCACCAUCCCCACUCGGGGGCAGUGCCCUCUGUGGGGGGAAGCAGGAAGCUGGGGACAGCCCUCCGCCAGCUCCAGGGACUCCAAAGGCUAAUGGCUCCCAGCCUACUGGACCUGGCUCCCCUCAGCCUGCUCUGUGAUAAUGUCAUGUUCUGCAGAUUCCUACACGCACAGACAACGCGUGAGGGAGGAGGGAGUAAGCUGUUUCCUCUAGUGACUUUUCUUUUUAGAUACUGUACAGUAAGUUCCUCAGAAUAAAAGUUGGAUUUGUAA